Messenger RNA from Somion occarium, 1326 nucleotides. NCBI's taxonomy places the organism in Eukaryota, Fungi, Basidiomycota, Agaricomycetes, Polyporales, Cerrenaceae. The record is from the annotation of a GenBank genome assembly.
GGUGUCAAGUAUACAGGUCCUGUACAUAUAUAGAUCCAGACAUACUCCGAUUACUCAUCAGCAUGUCUCCUGCUCUUCCAUUCAACUCAGUUACGCCAUUUGUGCAGUCCAUUGUAGACCCGAAUGUGCUUGCAUUAUCAUCUGGGAAACGGCUGGCACCUAUGCGAGCAGAGGUGUUCCAGGCUGCCGCGGAUGACCCGAAGAUAUUGGCUCGAGAAAUCAUCAUGUCGUUUCUCCAGCGAACCCAGCUUAUCAAGAGAUUUGGUCCACCUCCCGACCUUGCUGUCGACAGCAAGGUCAGGGAGACCAUUGACUCCUGGAAUUUGGGUAUCCCUCCUGAUAUCCUGGAAAUGCGCAUUCAGUGCGGCGUCGCGGUAGGAGCACUCGGAUAUCGACAUGCCUCAUUCGAACUGCAAGUAGCCGUUGCACUCUUCUGUUUCAUAGUGGCAUGUUUCGACGAUGGCCUCAUUGGAGAGAAAGCUCGACGAGAAUUUCUUCCGAGAUAUUAUCUCAACCAGCCGCAAUUACACGUUGUUCCAGAACGGAUGAUCGAAACAGCGCUCGCCCUACGCAAGUUCGUGCCGCUGUACUCCGGCAAUAUCAUCCUUUCUGCUUUGCUGCAAUAUGCCAACGAAGACGUUUUCUAUAUGGACGAAUCCGUUGUUUUGACUCAGGACCUGCAACCCGAGGCACGAGAAUAUGUGGAAUUUGUUAGGCUGAAUGACGGCAUACCAGGUCCAUUCAUUGUGUGUAUAUGGCCGACUUCCAUCUGCCCCGAUGUCAAGGAAUAUAUACAAGCUCUUCCUCCUGCAUUCGAUUGGUGUAAUAUCGUAAAUGAUAUGUUUUCUUUCUACAAAGAAAUGCUUGCAGGUGACCGAGGCAACUACGUCCAUCGAUACGCCAGCGUGCACGGAAAGACUAUUCGAGAGACCUUGCAGGACAUUGUCGAAAGACUCAUCAGGAGUGACGAGAACGUUAGGGCUAUUCUGGGGGAGGGUAAAGCCAGAGAUGCAUGGGAUAGCUUCACUGCCGGCUUCGCACAAUUUCACAUCUACGCUCCACGUUAUAAGCUUCAUGAGGUAAUCCCAGAAUUGUUCUAAUUAAAUGUUCAACAUCAAAUAUAGACUUGAUGUAUCAUAGACUCUGUUUGGCCUUGAAGCGUAAACACUAAAUGUAUGUAAUGCAGUUUGGACGAAUGCGGCAACCCGAGCAAUGUCUCUAAGGAUAUCGACAUCGUACCAACUCGCAAGCUCACUCAAGGGUUCAGGACCCCGGGUGGAAUUUAUGUUUCAUUGUCACAAUUUACAACAAACAUAUGAAUUAAUG